AUGGCGGGGCUUCCAGUACAUUCACUCGGUGCAUUGAAAGACGAAAACGAAGAACCCGGGAAACCUGCCCUUUUCCGCCCGUACGCUCUCCCUUCCACCCCCAGUCCCCGGUACUACGACCCCAGAGGUCUUUCCUCCAUCGCCCAUCAAGUGAUAUGGGCACCGUAUGUUGAACCUAUCAUGACCAACAGAAGAAGUGCGAUAGGCGGAAGUAAACCCAAAGUUGCCACGCCCACUGUAGUGAUGAAGAUAGAGGAAUAUAAGAACGCAAACCCAACAAUUUUUGCAUGGGAGAUCAAAGAGAAACUUCUUAAAGAAGGUGUUUGUACACAGAGUAAUCUCCCGAGCGUCAGCUCCAUCAACAGAAUUCUCAGAAACAGGGCGGCAGACAAAACAGCGAUGGCCUAUGCUAGAAUGUUCAAUUCUUCUCUUUACCCGUUUCCACCCCCUGUCCCGCCACUGUGGGGCUCUAUGAUUUCCCUUCCGGACCCUCCGCCCCUUUAUAGACAACCACAGACUUCACUGGACCACACGAUAGUAUUCAAAGCUUCAAAUGAAUUCCAAAGCCAGCAGGAGGACGAAGAAGAUAUCGAGACCAAGUCAAAUGAUACAUGCACUUCAAAAGAGGAAGAAUCGGUGAUAUCCACUUCCAAACUCCGGCGAAACAGGACUACCUUCAGUUCGGAACAGCUAGAUCUUCUAGAACGGUCAUUCCAGAAAGCCCAUUAUCCGGGGGUUCAAACCAGAGAGGAACUCGCUGCCAGAACUAAUUUAUCAGAGGCAAGAGUUCAGGUUUGGUUUUCAAACAGACGAGCAAAAUGGAGAAGAAGUCAAAGGUUUAGUUUUCUAAAACAGACGAGCUUUCCAGUAUUUUCUCCAUUCCAGUCAGUAUCAGUGCCGCAUACUUCCGGGUAUGUCAAUAUUCCUAUGGAAGGCAGAGUAUCUGAUCGAUCAGCGAAUUCUCAACACAGCCAAAAAUUGGAUUUGAUCGGAAGCAAAGAGUCGGCAUUUACAAGACUAAACACUCGAGAGGAGAGAAAAUCUGUAUGAAUAAUCGACGUUGUAUCAAUAUCUAAUUAUGAUCUCAUACAAAUACUAGUUCUUUAACCUAAA
This is a messenger RNA of Saccostrea echinata, 1113 nucleotides long. Its product is annotated as paired box protein Pax-6-like. The transcript is spliced from 5 exons. Lineage: Eukaryota; Metazoa; Mollusca; Bivalvia; Ostreida; Ostreidae. The coding region runs from base 1 to 1050 and encodes 349 amino acids. The record is from RefSeq and is a predicted model, not a curated record. Gene Ontology annotation, biological process: regulation of transcription by RNA polymerase II; anatomical structure development. Gene Ontology annotation, molecular function: RNA polymerase II cis-regulatory region sequence-specific DNA binding; DNA-binding transcription factor activity, RNA polymerase II-specific.